Molecule: messenger RNA, 6967 nt
Organism: Myripristis murdjan (pinecone soldierfish)
Lineage: Eukaryota; Metazoa; Chordata; Actinopteri; Holocentriformes; Holocentridae
Gene: mapk8ip2
Product: mitogen-activated protein kinase 8 interacting protein 2
Exons: 14
Coding region: 379-4287 (1302 amino acids)
Biological process (GO): regulation of JNK cascade; JNK cascade
Cellular component (GO): cytoplasm
Molecular function (GO): MAP kinase scaffold activity; JUN kinase binding
Source: RefSeq, a predicted model, not a curated record
UGUGUCAUAGGCAGCAUCACAGCAGCAGACAUUUGGCGAGGAAAAACACGGACUGCGGCUGCAUAUGCUCACGCUUAGUCUGGACGUAUCGGGGGAGUACAGGAUUGUGUUUUAAUAUCGGCGGCGUCGUUCUCUGAAAAUAAAAUCUGCCUUGACAGCCCUCCCUCCCUCCCCCUGUGUGGAUAGGUGACUGCAGAUUUGAUGGUGCUGAGCAGGCUCGUCUGAUUCGGCUAAGGGUUGCGGCCAGGGGGCAUCCGUGCGGCCGCAGAGAGAGAAACCGCUGUCCGCGAUUGCGUCCGUCCUCUGCCCUCCGUUUGUGAAUGGACUGCGCUCCCUCCGUGAUUUUCUGCAGUCGCUCUGAGUCAUUUGUGGAAGAAGAUGGCGGACAGAGCUGAGAUGUUUUCCCUCUCCACCUUCCAUUCCCUCUCUCCUCCCGGCUGCAGGCCAGCCCAUGAUAUCAGCCUGGAGGAGUUCGAUGAUGAGGAUCUCUCUGAAAUCACAGAUGACUGCGGGAUUGGACUCAACUAUGAUUCUGAUCCAUAUGAGAAGGACUCUCUCAUCCUGGAGAAGAAUGAGAUGCACCACCCAGUCUGCUCCUUCCAGGAUGACUUCCAGGAGUUUGAGAUGAUUGAUGAUGAGGAUGAGGAUGAUGAUGAGGAGGAGGAGGAAGAGGAGGUUGACCCUGAUGCACCCCCCUCACCCUCAGCUUCCCCUCCCCCCUCCCCGACCCUUGGCACUCUAAAGAGCAGACCCACUACACUUAACCUCACCACUGCUGUGUCACAGGAUUCAUUGAACAACAACAGUAGUCUAUCUCCAAAGAAAGGAAGCUGGCAGGACUCUUUACGCAAUCCUGCUUCACAAGGUCGUCUGUCUCCAACUCACUCAUGUCUUGAGGAUGGCAGCCAUGUGACAGGCCAAUGCCCAGCCUCUCCACUGUCCCAAGCACCUGGGUCCCAGAGCAAAGGUACUCCCCCAAAACAGACAGGGGAGGGUGGGCGCCCCCAGUCCCCUCACAGGCCCCUCCUCUGCGACAUGGAGGGCAACAGGCGGGAGAGGCCCGAAUACGGUUCAUUUGGUCAACACAAGUCCCACCCGUGCUCUGCUGAUGUCACUGAUUCCAAGGGUGACCCUCCAAUCCAAACAUCAAGAGUACCCUCUGUAGAUGAGCACUCCCAGUGUUCAGACACAGAGGUGGACCAUGACCUUAACAGUGACCACAACCGCAAACACUCAAACCGGCGUGCCAAUGACACCUACACAGUCACCAGCGAGUCAGGUAUGGAUCCAGAGAACGACCUAGACCCAGAUGGAACCAGUCGCUGCUUGUCGUCCACUGCACCCAUUGGAGCCAAUGACGGUGCUGACACACCUUUGUCUGACGAAGAGCUGGAGAAAGACUUUGAGGUGGAGUUCAUGUGUAAGGAGACCUAUGAUAUGGUGUGUAAGGAGAAUCAGGGCUCAUCAUAUGUGGAGUUCCCCUCCAUUGAGCCUUCAGAGCCUGCCUCCUUUUCCAGCUAUGUGUCCUCCAGUCGCUCUGAUGCUCCAGACCACUCCAAUUGUUCAGAUGUCCUGGCAGCUUCAGCCAUUGAAGCACCAGGACAUGACUCCAACUCUCCCUCCUCAGACCCAGGGAUAGCAGAUAUGAAUGCCAAACGAGGAUAUGAGACUUCAGACCAGGACCAGGACCUGAGCUCUCCAGGGUCUGACUCUGACAUUGAAGGGGAACUGGAGGCAGCAUUUGCUUGCGGAGGACCUCUGGUCUCCAACAUGAUCUCCUCCAUCUCAGAGACGGAGCUAGACCUCACUAGUGAUGACAGUAGCAGUGGACGCUCUUCUCAUCUCACCAACUCCAUUGAGGAGGCCAGUUCUCCUACAUCAGACCAGGAACUGGAUCCAGACACAGAGUUAGAGCAGGACAGUGGCAUUGUCGGACUGAAAGCUUCUCUGCUCCUGGGCCAGCCUGACCCAAUCAAAGAAGGGUCUCCUCUCCCAUCUCCCUCACCUUUGCCAUCGCCCACUCUAGCAACCCCAUCGCCUGUUGACUCGCCCAUCCUGCCCCCAGAGCCCUAUGAUGACGGUCAGGCUCUGAUGGGGCUGCAGAAUGUGGAUGAUGAGAUGUCCUAUGAGCACCAGGCUGACCCAGAUGAAACUCUGCCUCCAGCCCAGCGCUGUGAGGACAGCCUGUCCAGACAGAUGGUGCUGCAGAUAGAACCAGACCACAGCCUGGAGAGCUUCAAACGUUCUUUCUAUCUGCCAGUGGGACCUAGGCUAAUGCCCAGUUCUGAUGAUUAUGAUGGAACCAGUGAGGGAGACUCAGAGUCAGAGAGUGAAGAUGAGCUGAGUGAGAACUCAGAUUCACCCUGGCUGCUUAGCAACUUAGUCAAUAAGAUGAUCUCAGAGGGCUCUUACCCAAUCAGCUGUCCUGAAGAGUGCUUCAAGAGGAAGCUGUCUGUGUCUGAUACCAUCUCACCAUCCUCAGACAUUGAGGGAGAUGGGUUCAUUGAUGAGGAUCAAUUGAAGAGAUCAGGGAUAGAGGGAUCGGAUGAGGAUGACAAGGAAAAUAAAGGUUUAAGAAGGGAUAGGAUGGAAACAGGAGAGAGGGGCAAGAAUACAGAGCCACCAAAAGAAGAAUCUGUUGAAUGCAAUGAAAGGUUUGGCCCCUGUCUGUAUAUGAGCAACCCAACUGGUGACACCAUAACUCCAGUGAUUGUGGAGCGCUGUGUAAACAAUGGAAGGGGAACCACAGAUUGCAACCACUCCUAUACUACAAAAGACUCCGAGAAGAACUUUACAAACAAACCAUCCAAAAACUCCAGAAGAAAGGAGGAAGACGAAGACGAGGAUGCCAUAGAGCCUAAUAACGACUUGAUGAUGCUGGAGGGAAGAAAGGAACUGGACUCACCCAGCCUGAGUGAGAGUGUGGUCAGCGACAAGGACGAAGGACGAGAGACAGAGCCCAGGCCGACAAGUCGCUCCUCAGCCUCUCUUGAGCGCAUCACCGAGGUCAAACACAGCCUGACACUGGACAUCCCCACCACCCAGACCAACCGCUGCUUCAGCCUCACUUACUCCACAGACAAUGAUGAAGAGGAGGAAGAGGAGGACUCUUCUCCAUUUGUGGGCAGCUUGAGGAAACAGUCGUCCUACAGGAGUAGUGACUAUCUUGAUAGUUCACCACCUAUUGAUGAGAGUGUGCAUAACCAUCCCCUGUCUGACCAGGACCUCCCACUGUGUGAGAAAGACCUCGCUCUGAGGCAGCAGAAUGACGAUGAAGGAUUGGCCUAUGACUCCAUGAAGUACACAUUGGUGGUGGAUGAAAAUACCACUCUAGAAUUGGUCAGCCUCAGAAGGUGCACCUCUGUUUUGAGUGAUGACAGCGAGCUCUCCACGCUCUGUGAUGAGGAACCUUUAGAGACGGGAGAGGCGGACUACGACCACGGUGAUGAGGGGGUGAGGCCAGAACUCCUCAGCUCCUCUGAGGACUCCUCCCCUGAGGCUGACUUGCCUUUCUCAAAGAAGUUCCUCAAUGUCUUUGUCAACAGCACCUCCCGUUCCUCCAGCACAGAGUCCUUCGGACUUUUCUCCUGUACCAUCAAUGGAGAGGAAAGGGACCAGACACAUAGGGCAGUCUACAGGUUCAUUCCCAGACAUGCAGAUGAGCUUGAGCUUGACGUGGAUGAUCCUUUGUAUGUAGAGGAGGAGGAGGAUGACUACUGGUACAGAGGUUACAACAUGCGGACGGGAGAGAGGGGCAUUUUCCCUGCCUUCUAUGCGCACGAGGUCAUAGGCCAGUCGAAAGAGCUGAUGGGGGUGAAGAGGAACCCAGCAUGGAUUGAGACUUUCAGUGUUCAGUUCUUGGGUUCUGUAGAGGUACCUUAUCACCAAGGCAAUGGCAUUCUCUGUGCUGCCAUGCAGAAGAUUGCAAUAUCGAGGAAACGGACGGUACAUGUGCGACCGCCUUCUCUGUGUGAGUUGGAGAUAAGCUUGCAAGGAGUUAAACUGAUCAUGAGCCUGGAGGAUGAAUAUGAUACUCUUGAUGAGUAUGACAGAUGUAGUCACUUCUUCCAGAUGAAGAACAUCUCAUUCUGUGGAUGCCAUCCAAGGAACAACUGCUACUUUGGCUUCAUUACUAAGCACCCCAUGCUGAACAGAUUUGCCUGCCAUGUGUUUGUAUCCCAGGAGUCAAUGCGGCGUGUAGCAGAGUGCGUUGGACGAGCUUUCCAGGAGUACUACCAGGAGCACCUGGAGUAUGCCUGCCCCACCGAGGACAUCUACCUGGAGUAAGAAGUGUUGCCAUGACAACCACCUUCUUCCUCUUCACCCUCCUCCACAGCUUGUGUAUGUUCAUCAACUUUGCCACCAGAGGGCACUGGCGGUGGGGAUUUUCUCUCCAUUGUAAAAUACCCUUGUGUAUCCCUCAAAAACUGGGAUCUUCAUUUAAUUUCUACAGUAUGCUAGGCAUUUGACUGAUUUCAUUCAUCUAUUUAUCUGUUUAUUUCCAUCCAUCGUGAUGGAUUGAUUGCCUGUUUCUUUUCAAUUUUUCUAUGAUAUAAAAGCAAGAGGCUGAGCACUUGUUAAUUUAAGGGUUCCUCCUUUGAAACAAAAACAACAAUAUACCUACUACUGCUGUUUCACUUUUCAAUGCAUGGCUAGUAGGGUUAAUGCACACAGACACCAAGAAAUACACACAUCCAAGGGAAUGGCAAAGAGCUCAACAAUCAAUAAGGGAAUGGUGUAGAAUUGCUAAGUUGGCAGUUAGGGAAUUGUAAAUAUGUAUUUGUCCGAUACUGACAAACUGCUAAUUUGAUUUAUACUGAUAGUGGCAUUGGAGCAAAGUAGAGAGAGUACAGUGAACUGUCCUUGGUCUGAGCUUACCCCCAUGUCGCGUACAAGCUGUAGUGUGUGUUGUAAAUACAUGUAUAGAAAGUAGAAACAUACAGGCACCUCAUACAAACUAUGUAAGAAACACUCACAGCUAAGAGACAAAGAUGACAGAGGGGAUCUUACUCUCAGUUUUAAUGUGGUUGUGACAGCAGUAGCUGAAGGCGUGAGAUAUUGUAGGAAAGUUGCGAUGGAAUGUAAAAAAAAAAAAAAAAGAAAGAAGGAAAAAAAAUACAAUAGUCACCAGAGUGAUGGUCCGUCACCUCACAUCAGUGGCGGUAAGACAAAGCUUUGCAUUUGCUAAGAGAGGGAGUGGAAAUGUUUGGACAGGAUGGAUAAUAAGCAGAAUUAGCAUUGCUGAAUCUCAUCAGCCCCACAGAUAUUCCUCUCAAAGUCUGGCUUCUCAUACCAAGCUCUGGAUUAGUAAAGUAACUGUUAUGACAGCGCCGUUCCUCUUUUGUCUCGCCACCAGGAGAGCUUCGAUCAGAUACAAAUCCACUGUUAAGACUUCCAUAAACUCAUAAAUGUUUCACUCUGCUCAGUGUGACUUUCAGGGUCAAACAAAGCAAAGCAAAGAUCCUCUGAAAAGCCAUAUUCUCACACCUCUGACUGUUGAAUUUCUCUAGUUUUCACUGACGUCCAUGGUCUCCAUUUUCUUUUGACUUGGCAGUUUCAAUGAGGGAAAAGGGGCGACUGGAUUAGCAUGAGAAAAAAGCUGUAGCUGUAGUGUCUUACUGUACAAUGAGUGCUGUACUAAUAAUACUUUGGUAUCAAACAGGAAUCAAACCCAUAAUAAAGCAUUAAAAGGAAGGUGGUUUUAUUGGUGUGUUAUAGGCUUGGUUAGACUUCGAACUUAUUUUUCAAAGAUGAUGCCUCAACGGGAUAGGAGGGAUGGCUACAUGUUCCCAGAUGAAUUUAUUGCUUUCAGCCUGGUCCAUGGUUACAUCAUUUGCUUACAUUACACAACAACCUCUUCUCUGGGGUUGUUUUAGCAUACUAUGCCUAACAUGGGAGGAGGGGGUAGAUUGAAUUACAGUGUAGUCAAUACAGCCAACUGAUGCUUCAAAUGGCAGACGGGCUUUGAGGCUCCCCCAGCACCCUCUAUUGUUUAUUUAGACCCAGUUUCACAUCUUGCUCUACUGCUUUCAAUCACCAGUCCCAGAACAAACACCUCAGAUCUGCAGGAUUUCAAUGGUGAAAAAUUCAGAUGGACAGUGGAAUUGGUGGAGGGUAGGUAGGGUGUUUUCUACAUGUGUGUCGCUGUCAGUUAGAUCAUGUAUAUAUACAAUAGCAAAUCUAAAAGAUAGUGCUGUGUCCUUUAUGUUGAGUAUGUUAUCGAAAUGAAUAUGUACAUGAGUUAAAAAGACAACUUUAAAAAGGUCACAACCAAACAAAACCCCUGAAAGACAAGAAAAAAUUUAACUUUUGUGAUCUGCAAUAAUUUUAUUUCUGCAUCUUGUUUCCACACAAGGUGUUAUCUCAGCAUCCGUCACACCGAUGGCAUUUUGAGUUCUUGCCAACUCCAUUUCACUCCAGACAGGCUUCAGCAGCACAUUUAGGGCACAUUUGUGAGAUGUGACAUCAUUAGUGUGUGACACACCCACCAGAGUACUGACCAAUCUGCUGUUAGAGCUGAAUAGUGACUGAGUCGGCUGCCAUACGAAAACUAUUAUUGCAUCUUGCCAAUUAUAGUUAUCGCCUUUGAGCUCCAGCAGUGUGACCCAUCUCUGAUCUGUAUCUAUUUGCUCUUGAUUAUGUUUUUCUAUCUUGUUACAGCCUAGUUAAAUCCCUUCGUUUCAGCUACACAAGCCAACCUCUGAGGAUGAUCUAGUCCUGUAUAGCCGCUGAGACAUACAUUAACAGUUAAACCAAACUUUUGACUUUAUUACAUAAACAAGAUUCUUCACUGUAUACCUAGAACAAAUCAGUAUGUGACAGAACAAACAUAUCCUAUCUUGUAUCUUUAAAAACAAGGACUUGUAAAAUUCAAAGGAAAAACCAAGAAAAAAAAAUGACAAAAAAAUCACUCUGCCUUGUCAUGGGUUUGGUCUUAUGAAUAAAAUAUAUGCUUGAUGUCCAAAAA